CCUAUAUACUACCGUUAUAGUACAUACGUAAUGCUUUUUUUAGUCGCCCGGUUCGAGUAUGCAAAUGUAGAAUGUGUUGUCCUUGCUGUGGUGUUGGUGCGCAGUUUAUCGCAAUUUAAAUAAAUUGAAACAAGUUAUUAUAUCAUACUUACUGCGAGCUUUGAAGAAAACAUACAUUCGAAUCAUUUCUGCUGUUAAUCGGUUACUAAGUUUUUGCUAAAACACUUUAAUUGCGUAAAUAAGUAGAAAAAUAGGUUAGAAACGAAUUAGUUGAUAAAAAUGUUAAUCAAACAGAUUUUAAACAAAAGACCGAACGUACGGUUGUUGGGAGCUCUUUAUAAGAUCAGUUCAUGUAACUAUGCAACUAAAACCUCGAAGAAAGUUUAUGCCAGUGCUGAGGAAGCAGUCUGUGAUAUCAAGAGUGAUACAACCAUUCUUGUUGGAGGAUUUGGUUUGUGUGGAAUCCCUGAAAACCUAAUUGCUGCUCUAUUAAAACAUGAAGCUGGUAAUUACACAAUGGUAUCAAAUAAUGCUGGGGUAGAUAAAUUUGGUUUGGGUUUGUUAUUAAACCAGAAAAAGAUAAAGCGGAUGAUUUCGUCAUACGUCGGUGAAAACGCUGAAUUCGAGCGACAAUAUUUGUGCGGAGAAUUAGAAGUUGAACUAACGCCACAAGGUACGUUAGCGGAAAGAAUACGAGCUGGUGGUGCAGGCAUCCCAGCCUUUUUCACUCCGACUGCCUAUGGUACACUGGUACAUGAAGGUGGUGCACCAAUCAAAUACGACACCAAGGGAAACGUUGUUAUGUCGAGCGAACAAAAGGAAGCGCGUCUCUUCGGCGGUAAAAAUUACAUCAUGGAGACUGCAAUCACAGGAGAUUAUGCGUUGAUCAAAGGUCUCAAGGCCGACAAAGCCGGCAAUGUUGUGUUCAAUAAAUCAGCUAGAAAUUUCAAUCCGGCAAUGGCGCGUGCAGCAAACAUCACAAUCGCAGAAGUUGAAGAAAUCGUCGAAGUGGGAGAUUUGAAACCUGACGAGAUUCACUUGCCAGGUAUUUUCGUUCAUAGGAUUAUUAAGGGGCCAUGUUACGAAAAGAGAAUUGAGAAAGUGACAGUAACGAAAGAAGGCGGUCCGAAAUCUCUUGCCAAGAGUUCUCCAGCUGCAUUAAUGCGUGAAAGAAUAGCACGUCGUGCCGCCAUGGAAUUCAAAGAUGGAAUGUAUGCAAAUUUAGGUAUUGGUAUGCCAAUGCUAGCAUCCAAUUACAUUCCGCCUAAUGUAGAAGUCUUCCUGCAAUCUGAGAAUGGUAUUCUUGGAUUGGGACCAUUCCCUACGCAAGAUAAAGUCGAUCCUGAUUUGAUUAACGCUGGAAAGGAAACUGUUACUGUUCUGCCAGGUGCUUCCUAUUUCGGCAGUGAUGAUAGUUUUGCUAUGAUUCGUGGCGGCCAUAUUGAUUUGACCAUUUUGGGCGCUAUGGAAGUGUCGCAAUAUGGCGACCUAGCCAAUUGGAUGAUUCCGGGUAAAAUGGUGAAAGGCAUGGGUGGUGCGAUGGAUUUAGUCGCUGCACCCGGAACGAAAGUCGUUGUAUGCAUGGAACACAACGCCAAGGAUGGAAGUCCGAAAAUUAUCGAGAAUUGCACGCUGCCAAUCACUGGAAAAGGAUGCGUUGACAUGAUUAUCACAGAAAAGUGCGUGUUUAAUGUUCAUCCUGAAGAUGGAUUAACAUUAAUCGAACUUGCCGAAGGCGUAAACGUCGAAGACGUUCUCUCUUCAACCGGAUGUAAUUUCCAAGUGGCUCCGGAACUCAAAAAGAUGUCCCAGAUGCAAUGAACAUGUUUAUAACAAGAUAAUAUAAAUUUUUAUAAUUA
Dalotia coriaria is the source of this 1859-nucleotide messenger RNA. It is a transcript of the gene SCOT, whose product is annotated as Succinyl-CoA:3-ketoacid CoA transferase. The coding region runs from base 280 to 1821 and encodes 513 amino acids. The record is from RefSeq and is a predicted model, not a curated record. Gene Ontology annotation, biological process: ketone body catabolic process. The transcript is spliced from 9 exons. NCBI's taxonomy places the organism in Eukaryota, Metazoa, Arthropoda, Insecta, Coleoptera, Staphylinidae. Gene Ontology annotation, molecular function: succinyl-CoA:3-oxo-acid CoA-transferase activity. Gene Ontology annotation, cellular component: mitochondrion.